Messenger RNA from Ipomoea nil (Japanese morning glory), 2235 nucleotides. RefSeq lists its product as uncharacterized. The transcript has 4 exons. NCBI's taxonomy places the organism in Eukaryota, Viridiplantae, Streptophyta, Magnoliopsida, Solanales, Convolvulaceae. Gene Ontology annotation, molecular function: nucleic acid binding; RNA-DNA hybrid ribonuclease activity. Bases 1 to 2235 code for a protein of 744 amino acids. The record is from RefSeq and is a predicted model, not a curated record.
AUGCCGGAGAGGGUGGCUGAUAUGAGACCGAUUGCUCUCAGCAAUGUUAUUUAUAGGGUAAUGGCGAAGAUGAUAACGAAUAGGAUGAAGCCACUUAUGGGAAACUUGAUCUCGGAGUCUCAAAGUGCGUUUAUCCCGGGCCGCCUGAUCACAGAUAAUAUUCUUGUUGCAGCAGAAGUGGGGCAUUAUUUAAAUAGAAAGCAAUGUGGGCAGGUAGGAUGGAGUGCUUUAAAGCUUGACAUGUCAAAGGCUUAUGACAGGAUGGAGUGGUCUUUUCUGCAGAGAAUGAUGUGCGCUAUGGGUUUCGAUCAGCGGUGGGUUACCCUUAUAAUGCAUUGUGUCACAACUGUGAGGUAUACGAUUAUGGUAAACGGGGUGGCAGGUGGACAGAUAGUGCCUACACGAGGUCUCAGGCAGGGGGACCCUCUAUCUCCCUACUUGUUUAUUAUUUGUGCAGAGGGGCUCUCCAUGUUGUUACAGAAAGCGCAGUUGGAUGGGGUAAUCCAUGGCUGUAGGGUGGCAAGAGGGGCACCGGCGGUGUCCCAUCUAUUUUUUGCAGAUGAUAGCCUGCUUUUUUUCAAAGCUAAUAUAGAGGAAGCUGGUGUAAUUAAACAAUGCUUACACCAAUAUGAGAGGUUGUCUGGCCAAAAAGUGAAUUAUGACAAGUCAAAUAUUUGUUUCAGUAGAAACACCCAGGAGGAAAUAAAGGGGGAGGUGGCGGCAGUUUUAGGGGCAGAAAUAAGAGAGCUGUUUUUUCCUAUCAGGCAGAGAAUUGGUUCCUGGAGUAAAAAGUUGCUUUCUCAGGCUGUUUGCACAUCAAUAGAGAGGACCAUGAACAGGUAUUGGUGGGGAUCUGGAACGGAGAGGAAAAUACAUUGGAAGGCUUGGGAUAAAUUAUGCAUCCCUAAGAAGUAUGGGGGUCUGGGAUUUAAAGACCUACGAGCUUUUAAUUUGGCAAUGCUGGGAAAACAGGCAUGGCGUUUUCUCACAAACCCCGGCACUUUGGUGGCAAGAAUAUAUAAAGCCAGGUAUUACCCGAAUACAUCUUUUGUUGAUGCUACCAUAGGAAAUUGCCCAAGUUUUUGCUGGAGAAGUAUAAUGGCUGCGCACGGAAUGGUUUGUUCAGGGGUAAGGAGGCGUGUAGGGAAUGGACAAAAAACAUUAAUAUGGGGGCAUCCCUGGCUACCAGAUAAUCCCAGUCCGUUGGUCCAAACAAGAAUGCCCCAGGAGUUGCGACAUGCCCAUGUAGCAGGAUUGAUUGACCAACAAACUAAUACCUGGGAUCCACAUAUUCUGACUGAUUUAUUUAUUCCUGAGGAUGUCACACGUAUUUUAAUGAUCCCUGUUAGCCCCGAAUAUGAAGACACUUGGUAUUGGAAGGGGGAGAUGAAUGGAAUAUAUUCAGUUAAAAAUGCCUAUAGGCAGAUUAAGGGGGAUUAUGUGCAUAACCCAAGUGAUUUUGAUAAAUGGGUUACUAUGUGGAAAUUGAAAGUGCCACCCAAAUGGAAGACCUUUUUGUGGAGAGCAGUCUGUGGUAUCCUCCCUACUACGGACAAUCUAAUAAUGCGACGAGUUGAGAUUGAUCUGCUGUGCCCAAUGUGCCAAGGGGCGCAUGAGAACAUCAUGCAUGCGUUACUCGAGUGUGACUAUUCAAAAUUAGUGUGGAGUAUGUCGGGGUUGCCGGUUACCAAUAUACAUACUAAUUCAUUGCCGACAUGGCUUAUGGGAAUUUUUAAUGUCUUGACAGAGGAACAGUGUGGCCUAGCAGUGGCGAUAUUAUAUGCUAUUUGGAGUACCCGCAACAAGGCGGUAUGGGACCACGCCCUCCCAAGACCGACGGACACAUGGAAUCGAGCGGUGGCGGCCAUGCAGGCAUACCGACGUGCGCAGCCCGGCCUGCCGGCACGGACACUUACUGCCGUGAUCAGUCAAGCCACUGGCGGUGUACCUCGCUGCUACGUAGACGCGGGUUUCAGGCCGGAUACGGGAGAAGCAUCCUAUGGUGUAGUUCUCGUCUCACAACAUGGAUCGUUUGUUGCGGCAAUGAAUGGACGGCUCGCGGGUGCUUUCUCGGCUACUAUGGCCGAAGCACUGGCCUAUAAGGAGGCGCUCUCUUGGCUUAAGAAUCGGGACAUCAUGGAGGUGGACAUGUUGACGGACUGCAUGGAAUUACAAAAUAUGAUGCGUACAAGCCACACGGCUAACUACUCCUACCUUGGGAUCAUUCUUCUUUAG